Messenger RNA from Nerophis lumbriciformis (worm pipefish), 801 nucleotides. The record is from RefSeq and is a predicted model, not a curated record. NCBI's taxonomy places the organism in Eukaryota, Metazoa, Chordata, Actinopteri, Syngnathiformes, Syngnathidae.
AUGGACCUGUGUGUGACCAUCAAAGGCGUCUCCUUCCUCUUGCAGACAGGUAUGGGCAUCUUGGGGAACACCGUGGUCCUGCUGGCCUACGCCCACAUCAUCUUUACGAAGUCCAAGCUGCUUCCUGUGGACAUGAUACUGUGCCACCUUGCCUUUGCCAACCUCGUGCUCCUGCUGACCCGCGGCGUCCCCCAGACCAUGACGGUGUUCGGCCGCACUAACCUGCUCAACGACCCAGGCUGCAAGUGUGUUCCAGGCGGUGACCGUCGCCCCCGCUGGGCCACGCUUGUCAAAAUUGAAGUCUGCACUUCACUCCCUGGUCUUCCUCACCUUUGCCGGACUCUGGUUACUCAACUCGGCCAUAUACUUUCAAACUUUUUUUCAUGCUAUGGCUCCACGCAAUGGGAUUUUUUUUUUGUGGCCCUGAUGGUGGCCUCCAGCGGUUACAUCCUGCUGCUGCUCCACCGCCACAGCCGGCAGGUGAGAGCAAUGCGCCGCUCCCAAGGCAGCGGGGUUGAGAGCCGAGCAGUCAAGACGGUGGUUACCCUGGUAGUCCUGUAUGUCUUUUUCUUUGGGAUCGAUAACGUGAUCUGGAUCUACAUGCUGACCGAGGCCAAGGUGUCUCCAGUGGUGACUGACAUGAAGGUGUUCUUCUCCUCCUGCUUUGCUUUCCUUAGCCCGUACUUUAUCAUCUCUUCAAACAAAAAGGUGAAGGCCAAAGUUUUGUGUGCGGCCGAGCUAGACCGACCACCGUCAAUGGACACUCAGGAGUCACGUGAUAAAGGACUGUCUCUUUCCUGA